GCCUCCGCUCUUCUUCCCAUUUCCACCCAACGAGAGCCAAAAGCCUCGCUGCCCCCACGCCGCCCCGCCCCGCCCCGCCUCGCCUCGCCCCGGAGGCGACCCCCGGCGUUCCCCGCAGCGACCGGCGACCGUGCCGCGGGUUCUGAUCGCUCGCCGCCUCCGCCCCGUGCCUGCCAGGCCUCGGGCGCCGCCGCCGCUCCCGCGGACGGCCCGGACCGCACCCCGCCUCGGCGACUUGUGAUCCAGCCGCGUCGCGCGACAGCUCGUCGGGCUAGUCCGAUCCCCGCGGCCCGCCGCGGGACGAGGAGUCUCCGCUCCCCGAGGUGAGGUCCCGAACCGGGGAUUCGGGGAUUUUGAAGCUGAUACGACGGGAUCCUGGUGAUAAUGAGGGGCUACGAAUACGAGACCAAUGGUUACCAUCGAGCAGUGGAGUAUGAAUAUGAAGACGAGUAUUAUGAUCAAGAUGAGUACGAGGAGGAUGGUUCAGGUGCUGGGGAUGAGUAUGUUGAGGAGGAAGAACCUCUAGAGGGACAAAAGGAGAUCCUUGAGUUGAGAGAGCGGCUAAAGGAGCAGAUUAGAAGAAAGGCAAAGGCUGCUGCCGCCAGUGCAGCUGGCCGCUCUUCUUCCUCCCAUGAUAGAGUUCCUCCAACCAGGGAUAACAAAUUUGGCUCUUUCUUUGGACCAUCUAAGCCGGUGAUUUCUCGACGAGUGAUUGAAGAAAGAAAGUCAUUGAAAGAACUGCAUAGCACAAUCUCAAGAGAUCCAAGGCCUUCUGUAGUACAUAGGGAUGUGCCAUCCUCCUCUAAAGUUCAAAAUAGAGUAAAUGGACAUCAGCAUAAACCAAAGAUAGUUAAUGAGGUAAAGAAGAAGGCUGAGGCACUUAAGGAUAACCGGGAUUAUUCAUUUCUACUCUCAGAUGAUGCUGACCUUUCAUCCUCUCCAAAGGAGAAAUCUGCAGCUAGAUCUUCCUUUUCUCAAAAGGCUGAUCGUGAGGUGAUGCAUUCAGCAGCAAAGAGCAAGGCGCCAACAAGUCAACCUGCACGGCUGUCAAAUGGAUAUGGAUCUAAGAACACAUUGUCAACCCAAAGACAUGCUGAAGGUAGGGUAGAUUCCAUGAGAAGGGAGGCUUUGUCAAAUAGAGAAAGGGUGGUUUCACGUGACAGUGAGAGGAUGCAUAGUAUUGUUAGAAAUGGAUCCAACCAGGCAAGUAAUAGCAAAAUUACAAGCCAAAAGCUUCCAACCAAGGGUCCUAUUGCUAAUAGGCAUCUUUCAAAGGAUUUGAAUGAUCCAGCACUGAGGAAGGGUAGUGUAGCCUCGAGGCAUGAGAUCGACAGGCCAAAAUCCUCGCAAAGUCAGAGGAUGCAGUCAGCUGGUCAGAGACCACAGCUUUCUUCCCAUGGUCAGAGGCCACAACAAUCGGUGCAGCAGAGGCCACAACAGUCAUUGCCGAAUAGAAGGCCACAGCAGGUGUCACAGGGUCAGAGGCCACAACAGUCCUUGCAGAGUCAAAGACCGCAGCAGUCUUCACAUGUUCAGAAAUUGCAAUCUUCACAAACUCACAGACCACAGAUGCAAAGUAACAGGUCUCAGUCAAUGCAAGUGCAAAGGCCUCUUUCUUCGCAGGGUCAAUACUUGGAGCAAAGAAGAGUUCAGGCAAAUGAUAGAGUAAAACAAGUAGAAAGGCAGAUCCGACCUCCUUCAAAACCCAUGCCAUCUCGGCCUCUCUCUUCCAAUGGAAUACGUGAUGAUCAUGCAAAGAGAAAGCAAGUGGUGAAAAGAAGAUUUGAUGAAGAUGAAGAUGAGGAGGACCCCCUUGCCAUGAUCAGAAAUAUGUUCGGGUAUGAUCCUAGAAAAUAUGCUGGCAGAGAUGAGGAUGAUAGUGACAUGGAAGCAGAUUUUGCUACUAUAGAGAGGGAAGAGAAAAGAAGUGCAAGGAUUGCUAGGCAGGAGGAUGAGGAGCAACUCCGCCUGAUUGAGGAGGAAGAGAGACGUGAGCAGGAGAGGAAGAGGCGAAAGAUGGCACGGGGCCGAUAGUAACUGAGAGUGGCUCCUGUACACUUCAUCUUUGAAUGUUAUUCAGAGGCCUUGUUGCCUGAAGACAAGCCAUGGUCAAUCGGAUCACCACUUGGCAGGCAAUUCUGAUGUACUGGAGCGUUGCGAACAGCAACCUCAAGCAUUGCCGUGAGGAUUUGCAGGGGGGAAAUCAAGAAAACCGGCAGGUGAGCAACGCCGGGCGUCUAGGCAAAAUGUUAGUCGUAGUGGUUCCUGAACCUAACAUGGACCUUAUCUAAACUCUCGUUGGGGCGCUUGGAUAUCAAAAAGGUUGCCAGUGGCUCAGCUUCCCGUCGAAGUGACUGUACAUGAUUGCUUCUCACUACACUGAUUCGUUAUGUUAGCGUCCUAAGGAUGCCUAAUUCAAAUUUUUGAAUUU
Panicum hallii is the source of this 2431-nucleotide messenger RNA. RefSeq names its product trichohyalin-like. The record is from RefSeq and is a predicted model, not a curated record. NCBI's taxonomy places the organism in Eukaryota, Viridiplantae, Streptophyta, Magnoliopsida, Poales, Poaceae. The transcript is spliced from 10 exons. Gene Ontology annotation, cellular component: nucleolus. The coding region runs from base 385 to 2034 and encodes 549 amino acids. Gene Ontology annotation, molecular function: DNA binding; histone binding. Gene Ontology annotation, biological process: nucleosome assembly; regulation of DNA-templated transcription.